AUGCAAGGUGGCUUAACACCUGAGCAAGCCGAUGUCCAGGGAUUCAAAGACAUUUUGAAUGUCACGAUUGUGGGGGCGGGGCUAGCAGGUCUGGCCGCCGCCAUCUCCUGUGCUCUAGCAGGACACACUAUCACAGUAUUCGAGGCAGCCAAAGAACUGGCCGAGAUUGGUGCGGGACUCCAAAUCACCCCCAACGCCUCGAAGUUGUUGCAACAAUGGGGCCUGGAAGAUGCGGUUAAAGCCUGUGCUGCCGUCCCGACCGUUCUGGCUGUGCACCGAUACACGGACGGCAAGAUGCUGGCCGAAGAAAGGGGCUUUGACAAGAACCUUCAGCGGAAAUACGGUCUCCCGUUCUUUGACAUCCACCGAGUUGAUCUGCAGAGGAUAUUGUACCACAAGGCUGUCUCGUUGGGAGUGGACGUGCAGCUUGAUUGUCGAGUGUCCCGGGUUGAGCGCACGACAACAGGGCCAAAACUGAUCUUCACAUCUGGUCGAGAAAUUCAGAGCGACCUGGUCGUGGGCGCCGACGGGUUGUGGUCAAAGUGCAGAGAGAGCAUGUUGAACACAGCGGACCAACCACUACCGACUGGAGACUUGGCCUACAGGAUUGUCCUGCACCUUGACAAGAUCACCGAUCCCGAAUUGAGGGAAUGGAUCGCCAACCCGCAGGUUCACUUCUGGAUCGGCCCCUAUUCACACGCUGUGGCAUACUCGAUCAGAUGUGGCACCAUGUACAACAUCGUGCUGCUGUGCCCGGAUGAUCUCCCACAGGGACUCUCACGAACGACGGGCUCGGUCGACGAGAUGCGGGCUCUCUUUGCCGGGUGGGACCCCAUCCUCACUCGGUUCCUCGAGCAGGUCGAGCAGGUCGACAAGUGGAAGCUGAUGCACCGCGAGGAGCUGGCGUCGUGGACGAACACGGAGAAGAACUUCGUCCUGCUCGGCGACUCCUGCCACCCCAUGCUCCCGUACCUGGCACAGGGAGCGAAUUCGUCCAUCGAGGACGGUGGCGUCCUAGGGAGACUGCUGUCGUACGUCACAUCCAGAGAGCACUUGUCGUGGGCGAUCACACUGUACGAGUGUCUUCGCAAGCCGCGCAGCGAGAGGAUCGCCCGCGAGACGUUCCAUCAGAGAGAGGCAUUUCAUAUGCCUGACGGUCCUGAACAGCAACGACGGGACAAGGUAUUUGAAUCUGAAUUGGGUCGAGAGAUAUCGAGCAAAUUUCCGAGCCGUUGGUAA
Fonsecaea erecta is the source of this 1239-nucleotide messenger RNA. RefSeq names its product salicylate hydroxylase. Gene Ontology annotation, biological process: secondary metabolite biosynthetic process. Gene Ontology annotation, molecular function: monooxygenase activity; FAD binding. The transcript has a single exon. Bases 1 to 1239 code for a protein of 412 amino acids. The record is from RefSeq and is a predicted model, not a curated record. Lineage: Eukaryota; Fungi; Ascomycota; Eurotiomycetes; Chaetothyriales; Herpotrichiellaceae.